Messenger RNA from Didymodactylos carnosus, 1320 nucleotides. Lineage: Eukaryota; Metazoa; Rotifera; Eurotatoria; Philodinida; Philodinidae. The record is from the annotation of a GenBank genome assembly.
AUGUCUCGUCAAAAGCAAAGAACUACUGCUCAAUUGUGUAACUCGAGUAAUUAUGACGAUAACAGUACAUGCAAAGAAAACCUACGAUCAUUCACCUAUCCUGGCGAUUAUCCAGGAUAUUUCCCACAACGACUGACAAAUACUGCAACAACAAUAAUAGGCGAUCACCCUCCGUCAGUAGUCAACGUUCAUCAUAUUAGUGAACCGAUAAUUCAGCCGAUUUUUGGCGAAAAUGAACAUGAAGAUGUUGAAUAUCAUGGAGGAUCAUCGUUGCUUUAUGUCGAUAAAACUAACAAUGGUAAAGGCAAAAUUAUUCAAGUUUGUCAACGUUUUCGUGGUAUAUUCUAUGCAUUAAUGGGCACUUGUUUGUUUUCAUCCUUAUCUUUUAUGUUGAAACAAUCGGCUGUUGAUGUAUUCGAUGCAAUAUUAUUUCGAUUUCUCUCUCAAACGAUCAUUUUACUGGUGUUCAUCUCUCACAGACGUUAUAGUCCAUUUAUUGAAAACAAAAAAGUAGUAGCUAUUGCAUUCCUUCGCGCUUCUGUCACAAUGGCUGGAACACUACUCUAUUUUCUUAGUUUUAAAAUGUUACCGUUACCAGAUUUGACAACGGUACGUUACACCCAAGUUAUAUGGACGGUAAUUAUAGCCAUGAUUAUUUUUCAUGAGAAAUUAUCGAUUCCAAUCGUCAUGGCUAUCAUAUUAACACUAACGGGUGUCAUUUGUGUUUCACAGCCAAGUUUUUUUUUUUCAAAAACAUAUCUCAACGCUACAAAUGGUACUUUGGAAAAUAAGACCGACGAAAGAUAUGAUCGGAUGUUUGGCUUAUUAAUUGCUCUUUUAUGUGCUAUUUUAAUAUCAAUGAGCAUUGUAUUGAAUAAGAAAUUGUUAACAUACAAGAUAAAGCCAAGCAUAAUUAUGUUUCAUGGUUCAUUGUUGACAUUUUUCGUCGUUCUCAUAAUUCAGGUUUACAAACGAAUAACCGACAAUUCAUUUGACUUGAAAAAUAUAUUCACGUGUAAGUUACUAUUGGCUUCCAUGAUUGGUAUAUUUUUGAUGAUACCACUUAUUUUAACUCAAAAAGCGAUUAAUCUUGAACACCCAUCGAUUGUUACCGUUGUCCAAAGUUUCGAUAUCGUAUUUACAAUUAUUUUACAAAAUGUACUGAUGAAGGACAAAUCAAAUUGGCUAGUUUUACUAGGAUCAGCGUUAGUCGUUACAAGUAUUUUAUUGGUCGGUGGACAUAAAUUGUAUGAAGAGCGACAUCAGCGAACGAUGAUCAUCGAUUCAAAGGAGAAAACAGUUUUCAUCGAGACAAAGUAG